AUGGCCGAUUUAGCGGGACAGUAUGCGAUUUUGGAGUUAUUCGAAUCGGAUGAUGAUGAAAAUGAAAAUGCAAUGCUUCCUCCAUUACAUCUUCUAGCAAAUGGUGAUGAUAAUUACGAUGUUGUUCGUGUUCUGCAUCCAGUGCUAAACGAAAUUCAAAGGAUUGAAAGAGUAAAAAUUAUGAAAUAUAUUGAGAACAUUGUUCAUAAUUAUACAGAUCAAGAUUUUAUAAUGCAUUCUCGGCUAUCUCGUGGAAUGGUCGAUGAAUUGGUUUUACACUUCUCAACAUCAGAAAUUUAUGUUGCUCUGGAAGGUGAUGCGGGUAAUGAACGAUUGUCCGCUGAGAAACACGUGCUAACCUUUUUAUGGUUUGUUGGCCAUCAAACAGCAUCGUAUCGUGAUGUCGCAGACAGAUUUGGAAUUGCAUUAAUUGUAAGUACACUGUUUGCAGUUAUUACCAGAGUAACCGACUUUUUACUAUCGAUUGCUCCUGAUAUUAUAAGAUAUCCAAGUCAAGAGGAAAGAGAUAUAACUAAAGCUUAUUAUGUCCGAAGGAAAAGAUUUCCUGGCGUUAUAGGUGCGAUAGAUGGAUGUCACAUAAAAAUAGACAAACCUUUGGAAGUUAAAGAUUCUUAUUUGAAUCGGAAACACUACUUCUCUUUACAUCUACAGGGGGAA
Messenger RNA from Orussus abietinus, 678 nucleotides. RefSeq lists its product as uncharacterized. The annotation marks the transcript as partial. The record is from RefSeq and is a predicted model, not a curated record. The transcript is spliced from 4 exons. Lineage: Eukaryota; Metazoa; Arthropoda; Insecta; Hymenoptera; Orussidae.